AUGAUAAACCGUGGAUGGGUGCCGGUGUCACAAAUAUCACCGAGCAGUCGCCAGAGUUCCCAGAUCAAAGGAGAGGUAACUUUCGAUGCCAUCGUCAGGAAGAGUGAAGCGCGUCCACAAUUCAUGAGUGCAAACGUACCGCAGAAAGGAACAUGGUUUUAUAAAGAUUUUGAUCAAAUGGCGAAACAGUACAAUACUGCUCCUAUAUAUCUCGAAGCAGUUUAUGGUUAG
Messenger RNA from Cooperia oncophora, 231 nucleotides. The record is from the annotation of a GenBank genome assembly. Lineage: Eukaryota; Metazoa; Nematoda; Chromadorea; Rhabditida; Trichostrongylidae.